Messenger RNA from Miniopterus natalensis, 938 nucleotides. It is a transcript of the gene TSPAN19, whose product is annotated as tetraspanin 19. Gene Ontology annotation, cellular component: plasma membrane. The record is from RefSeq and is a predicted model, not a curated record. Lineage: Eukaryota; Metazoa; Chordata; Mammalia; Chiroptera; Miniopteridae.
CCGAAAUUGGACCGAACGCUGCGCCUCAGGAGCUGGAUAAGAAGCUUAGAAUCAUCAGUAUCUGGAGAGGAAAAGAAUGUUAAGGAAAAGCAAAUCAUUAAUUUUAAAAUACUUUCUUAAUCUCAUUAAUGGAGCUUUCUUGGUUCUUGGACUAUUACUCAUGGGAUUUGGUGCAUGGCUUUUAUUAGAUAGAAAUAUUUUUUUCAGUGCUCUAGAUGAAAAUAAUCACUUGAUAGUAUAUAUUUUUAGAAUUUUGAUUGGAACUGGAUCGGCUAUUGUUCUUCUUUUUCUCUUGGGUUAUUUGGGAAUUCACAAUGAAGUCAGAUGCCUCCUAAUUCUGUAUGCAGUACUGUUAAUGUGGGCUUUUGGUGUUCAAGUUGUACUUUCAGCAUUCAUCUUCACAAAGAAAGAGGAGGUCCACCAAGUAUGGUGGGAUGAAAUUGAUUUAGUUAUUUCUCAGUACGGAUCUAAAGAUGUGACUGAAGAUGUAUCUAAGUGGAUUAUUCUGAAUGAGCUGCAGAAAAAGUUACAGUGUUGCGGCCAAAACAAUUACACAGAUUGGAUAAAGAAUAAGAAUAAAGAAAAUUCAGAACAGGUACCAUGUUCUUGCACGAAUUCUACAGUAAGACAGUGGUUUUGCGAUGAGCCACUGAAUGCAACUUACCAGGAGGGUUGUGAAAAUAAAAUCAACACAUGGUAUCAAGCUAAUGCUUUAACAUUAAUUGAAAUUAACUUUGGACUUUUGGUUUUAGAGGUUUUGCAAGUCUCAUUAACUGUCAUUUUCUUCAGACAUAUCAAGAACAGAAUACAUGCAAAAAUGUGAUCAUUGGAUUUUAAUUUGUGCUAAAGAAACUAGUUAAUUCUCAAAAUAAGCACAAUGUAUUCUUUUAUUUCAAAAAAGUUCUGAUUUACAUUAAUGAAGUUUAGAAGUUAUUGAA